AUGGAAGAAUUAACGAACUCUGAUACAUCUCGAGUUGUACUAAAUAUAAAAGAAGGCAAAGGUUUUGAGAAAAUUCUAUUGCCUACGUUAGUUGUUGCAACAUUAAAUGGACAUUCCUUGGAAACUGAAAUUAUAGAAUCAAGUCCAAAUCCUCAGUAUGAUCAUGAUUUGGUUUGGGAAGUGGAUAAGAGUAGACUACGAAAAAUGAGAUCAGGGCAAGUUCCAUUAAAAUUGGAAUGUUUUGCUGUUAAAGGCAAUGAUAGCAAAGAAAAACUUGGAUAUCUCCUACUUAGUCUAAGGUCUGCGCAAGUUUUUAAUAAACAUGGAAUUAAUACUGUAAGAGCUAAUUGGCUCAAAGUAUUAGGAUUGAAAAGUGAACUAAAAGUAGAUAAACCUGAAUUACUUCUUGCUUUGAGUAUUCACGAUCAAGAAGCUACAACUGUAAAUUCUCAGUUAGAGUUAAAGAAUUUGGAAGAAUAUCAACAAACAAACUCUCAAUUCAAUAAGGUAACUCCAGUUUUGCUUCGUGAUGAACGUCUUAUACAGUUGGGUCCAUUAGAUAUUUGUCAUGAGUUAUUUUUGAUGAGUAUCACAGCUGUAUCCGCAACAAAUGUAGAUUCACUAUUGACAACAGAAUUAUAUUGUAUGGACAUUAAAAAUAAUUUAUAUUUUUGGUGUAAAAUAUUAGAGAAUGACGUGUAUUUUAAUCAAUCUAAAAAAGAAUCUGGACAACUUUGGAUACUCAAUGAAAAAAUUGUAAUAAGAAUUAGAAGUUCGCUAAAAAUUUUCAAAGAGUAUUUGUCAAUAGAACUAAAUUUGCAACCAUUAAUAUCUACUGAUAACAUUGAAGAAUUCCUUAAAAUGACUGAAAACAAUAGCAGUACUUUAAAUCAAAGAUGUUAUUUAUAUAAAAAGAAUUCCCUUGAAAAUGACCAAGUAGAAUGUACACAUUCAUACCUUGAUUUGCAAUUAAAGUUGCAAUAUGUAGGAGGUAAAAUAGAUGAAACAAUGAAUACUCCUAAUAUAAUGAUUAAUAAUUUAGUUACUACUAAUUCUACCAAAGAAUUAAAAGAUAACUUAAAACAAACAAAUUGUAGUGAAAUAGACUAUCACAGAAAUCCUGCUGGUGAUUUUGGAAAAUAUAUUGGUGGUGCUCAAAUUUUCUGUUAUCCAAAUGGAUGUAAUAAUAUAAAACACACUUUAAGUUGUGGUGCUAUAAAAGACCAACCAGUAAAAACUGUGUGUUCACAUUCAGUUGAUACACUAUUAUGCCAAUCUAGUAUUAAUGAUAAUGUUGAAUGUGUAGAAACUUAUCACUGUUAUUGUUUAAAUAUCUCACUUAUAUCAAUCAAGUCAAUAUCUACAAAAUUAACAGUGCCAUGCUUGGAAAUUCGAUUCCAUCAUCCAAAAACUGAAAAUAUAUCAAUAUUUUAUCCAAAAAUACAGCUUCCAUUAGGAGAAAAAAUAAAAUUACAUGACAUUGGAUGCAAAUUACAAUUUAUAUCAGCAAUGGAUGAAAUCAAACAACUACUGUUGACCUUUCCACCAAAAAUUAGUAUAUAUAAAGUGGAAGGAAAUGCUAAAACUUGUAUAUCUAAAAGUAUAAUUAAUACAAAGGAAUUCUUCCUUCAAAAUAAGGCUGAAUACCAAUAUAAUAUACCUUUAUAUGAUAUGGAACAAAAUAAUAUUGGUAGCUUAGAUAUUGUGUUAAGUUUAGAUGAUCACGGUCCAUACUAUAGAAUAAAAAGGACAACACUUAGCGAAAAUUUAGGUCCACCAAUUUUAGAUGAUAGUUUAGCAUAUAAAAUAGUUGAUGAACUAGAAACUUGGAAAGAACGACAAAUAGAAAUAUUCAAAAUUGAGCUGAAAAGAAAGGAGGAUCGUCAUUUAAAUUUAUUAAGUCAAGAAUGGCAAAAACAAAGAGAAAGUUUAGAAACAAAACUUGCCUGUAGUGUUGAGCAAUGUAAAAUGUUAGCAAAUAGUUUAAAUAACGCUACGGAAGAUUUAAGAACGCGAAGAUUGAAAAGUCUCGAGAAAGAAACUAGACUAAUUAAAGCAAAUGAAGAUUUACAAUGGAGAUAUGAAACAAAACUGCGAGAUCUUAAACAAACACUUCAAACAAUGCAAGAAGAACUUAUGUCGAAGAUUAGUGCUCUUGAAAAGAGGAAAAUAUCUUUAGAAGCACAAGUUGAACAAUUAAGUACUGAAAAUGAAAGAUUACAAUUACUUGUAACAAAACAGUCUGAAGAAAUAGAAACUUAUCAAAAGGGCUCUUUAACUCAAGACCAAACAGCAAAUUUGUUACAAGAAUUAAAAACGCUUGAAGAAAAAUUACAAAAUGCUCAAGAAAAUAAAUCAUUUUUCAAAGAACAAUGGAGAAAUGCAGUUCGUGAAAUACAUCGCAUGAAAAUGGAACAUCAACAAGCUGUACAAGUUCAAAUAAAAAAUAGUAAAGAAGAAUUACAAAAUUUAGACUUGGAGGAGAUACUAUGUGCAGACUCUACUGCUUUGACAAAUGACCAAAUAUUAUUAAGUGAAAUUCAAAAAGAAAUCGAUGUGAUUAAACCAAAAACAUCUUUUUUGGAAAAAAGUGCUUACUGUCAAGCUUUUACACCAAGUUCUAUAGGUCCCACAAUUUCACAACAUACCAAUAAAAGUGCAUUCAAAAGGUCAGAAGCACAUAAUGAACGAUUGCAAGCAUUACUUGAAGAACGUGACUCUCUUUUAAAAACAGGAAGCUAUAUGAUGGAUGAUAUGGUUAUUAUGAAAUUAAAUAAUGAAAUUAGAUCUUUAAUGAUGAAGUAAUUUUUUACAUAAUACUGCAGAGUACUUUUUGUAAAUGUACACACGCGCGCGCCCGCACACAC
Habropoda laboriosa is the source of this 2867-nucleotide messenger RNA. It is a transcript of the gene rha, whose product is annotated as centrosomal protein of 120 kDa-like. Gene Ontology annotation, cellular component: centriole; centrosome. Lineage: Eukaryota; Metazoa; Arthropoda; Insecta; Hymenoptera; Apidae. Gene Ontology annotation, biological process: interkinetic nuclear migration; positive regulation of centriole elongation; centrosome cycle. The record is from RefSeq and is a predicted model, not a curated record.